Pochonia chlamydosporia 170 is the source of this 5439-nucleotide messenger RNA. RefSeq names its product guanine nucleotide exchange factor. The coding region runs from base 1 to 5439 and encodes 1812 amino acids. Lineage: Eukaryota; Fungi; Ascomycota; Sordariomycetes; Hypocreales; Clavicipitaceae. The transcript is spliced from 2 exons. Gene Ontology annotation, molecular function: guanyl-nucleotide exchange factor activity. The record is from RefSeq and is a predicted model, not a curated record. Gene Ontology annotation, biological process: Ras protein signal transduction; positive regulation of GTPase activity. Gene Ontology annotation, cellular component: plasma membrane.
AUGGACGCCGCUGACCCUCUGGCCCUAACAAGGCCAACGAAACCGGCUCUGUCAGCCUCCACGAGCCUCCGACGGACUCGUUCGCGAGCACAAACGUCCCCAAAGCGCCUGCCUGGAAAGGAUGGAACGACGAAACGAGUAUCACCUCUGUUGCCGUCGUCUACUGCAAAAGGAGCCGCCUCGCCACAAAAACCUACUUCGACAAAAUGGAUAGCUAAAACACUUACGCGCGGUGCUUCGACCGCCUCGAAGCCGCUGGUUCCCCUUUCAGAACGCCGGUCUCAUGACGAGAAGAAGCAGAGGGAGACUGAGUCCGACAAGUGGGAUAUUGCACCAGAUGGCGGUUCUGCUGGUCGCGAGGGUCGUCAGUUUACGGUAGCUAAUGUGGGGAACAAUGGGAGGAUAUAUUUGAGGCCUAGCGUUCGGCCAGCUCACCAACGGUACCCCCAGCCAAACUUUACUUUUCCCAUCACGCCACCAAGCACCGCCGUGGUUGAUAGUUGGAACCCAGCCAACAAAACAAAGCAAGAAGAAACCAAGAAAGGGGACGAUAGCGAGAGUAACUUUCAAACAACGCAAUGGACCCCAACAACGAGCGCGACACCACUUGCUGGUGAAAGGCACAACUUGAGCAACGCCGGAAUUUCUGGUCGACGGCAACGACAUAGGCGAGCCAUGUCGGACAGCACAGUGCAUGACACCAGUACUGUCAAGGAACAAGAAACUCAUACGUUCAAGGUUUCCAUUUCAAAGUUGGGCGAACGUGAUGAGCAUCGACCACGAACCAUGGAUGACUUGGACAUCAUGACUGGCACUCCGAUGCUCGACGUCAACAUUCCCUCAUGGCGCCUUGGAACACCGCGCUUCAGCGUACGAGGUACUCCCAUGAUCCGCGGGUCGUCCUACGCACCUACCGAAGACGUACGCUCAAGUACCAUGUCGGGAUUUCCCUCAUCCCGAAUUCCCAAUGUUCCUAUACCGCCGCCUAUCUCAACUAGAAAACCUAGUCCACUUGCAGUUCCUGGUCAUCGCACACCCUUUGUUGCUCAACGCGGAGCCCCUGGUUUGCCGUCCCCCCGACUCCCACGACCGAUGCGGUCAACAUACAUGUCAACACACCUGGUCAUUGAACCGGCCAUGUUUACCGAUUUGACCUUCAAACCGGCUUGUGACGACAGGGCCAUUGUUCGAUAUUCCCCUUCAGGGACAGUCACAGCCGCAACUCCACCUCGCCUUGUGGCUGAAAUAACUUCACCCUGCUUCCUAGACUACGAACUCAUUUCCGAUUUCUUUCUUACUUUCAGGGCAUUUCUUGAAGCAAAGGAUCUUUUGCGGAUGCUGAUUGCCCGUUUGCGGUGGGCUUUGGACCGCAAUGACGAGAUUGGAAUGAUUGUCCGUGUUCGAACAUUUGUUGCCCUUCGACACUGGAUAUUGAAUUAUUUCAUGGACGACUUUCUUCUCGAAUACGACCUUCGGAUGACCUUUUGCAAUCUAUUGAACGAUUUUGUGGACGAACUCUCCCAGGACAUGUACUCUCGCAGGGUUCAACUGAAGAUUCUAGCAGAGCUCAAGAAAUGUUGGCGUCGGGUUUGUGCGCAGUAUUGGGAUGGUGAUGAGUUUGAUGAUCUGCUCGGUCCAGAAGUGUCCAUCACCCCUGGUGGUGUUGCUGGUAGUCGAGAUCCAAGUCUUGAUCCUGCCACUUUAGAGGCACAAGGAGGCGAGCAGGCGUUGCAACAGCACCAGCACACGUCUCCUAACCCUAAUCUCGCAUCGUUUCCCGGUGAGGUGCCCAAGUCGUUGCAAGUUGGUGACUUUGUGGUUUUGGAUAAUCGCCCGGGAACGCCCGAAGAUCAAGUUGGAGGGCCAUUUAACUUGGACCAAAGCCCCAACUCGCCACACAGCUUGGCGAGUAUGGAUAUUGUGUCAUGCUCAUUCCCUGGCAAGUCUAUGCGAGCCUUCAACCCGAACCCCAGUCACUCAAUGGCCGCGCAUCCUGUGCCUUCGACUUCGGUGGGCAACACUUUUGGCCCAGUAGCAACCACACCAAGGGCACUCGUGGGAAAGCGCGUUCGUCCAACCCAGACACACAAGCGCAACAAUAGCUUGUCAGAUUCUCUGCGGGAGCAUAGCUCUGAUAAAGCAUCAUCAACCGAUCAAGAAUUUUGCACAACCGCGGCUUCUGGUGGUAGUCUUGUUCGUGGAAAUUUACUCCCUCCCGGCCACGCCUUUGUCGAUGUCGAAUCCAACAGCCGAUACGGCCAUGCUCACCGACAGACAACCAUUUUCCAACCAUAUGGCCGUAACAUGGCAAAGGAAAGAGCGUUAGGUGGUGCAAUGUCUGGAUAUGGCAUGCGUAAACUUUUGCGCAGCGUUCGCAAGGCCUUGAAAAAUAGAGGGCAGGGUUUUCAUUCUAGCCAUGCUAAUUUGACAGACAUUCCGACCGUUGGACCCAGAGGCGCGACGACAAACCGACUCCCUGGAACUGCCAUCGUGCCUCAACAACCUACAAGAUACAACGGGUCGCGGCCACCUGUCAGGAUUGACCUACUCGGGGCAGAGGUUGCUGAGGAUUUCAAGAAGGCUAUUCGAGAGGAAGAGGAGGCGGUGGCCGCGGCUGCUGAUCGUGGACAGAUUGGCAUCGUGUCAAUACACCCGCCAAAUUCUGCACCAUUAUUGAAGACCUACCCCGACUAUUCAGCAGCUCAUAUGGAUUCCACUACACUCGAUGCCUUGACGUCGAAUCAGAGGCAGCGGCCAGUCAGUGACAUGGCAAUAACAGUUGGGAGCAAGUCUAUUGUCAUCGUGGAUGAUACGGUCCCCUUCGAGAUGCCUUCUAUUCAUGGGACAUACACGGGCGAGAAUGCCUCCGUUGAUACUUUCGCCGAUUCCUUCCUCCGACGCGGCGCCGAUCCGACACCUCCAAACACCCCUCCCGAGCAAUCGUUGAGUGGUGGUACACCUCGGAGGUCAUCGUAUCUAAUCAACCAGCAUGUCAUGAGACCACCGCCUCUUGAGGAAGAUGUACUUCCUCCAUUCAUUCCAGACCUAUCUACCUUGGAAGGCAGCCAGAGUGUCAGGGCUUCUGAGGACCAGACUCGCCCAUCGUCGUCAGCUAUCCGCCACAGUGGACGACACCCCCCGUUGAGUGGAGGUGCAUUCCGCAUGCACAGACGGGCUCGAUCGUCUAAAACACACCAGUCUCUCAAUUCUAUAUUACAUCGCCGGGUUACUUCAUAUGGAAGUGCGACGAUUCCACCCACGAUCAGAAGCUUCGAUGCCACUACAACUUCUGGCGAUUUUGACAACGAGCGCCAUUCUGAAGACCCCAUACCCGCACCGCUUCGUGUGCUGAGACGACGACCAGGUGGAGAUUUGAAAGCUGCCACCAAUGUGGGCGACCUGGAUAGAUCCAUACUCAGACGAUCGCAAUCUGUUGGCUCUCUCGCAACCUUUAGCGAGUCUAUUCGCAGCUCAAAUAUGCUAAGUACUCGUCCUAACUCGGCCGGCGAAUAUGACCAACCCCAUGGACAAGGACUACAAGGCCGAGGGGAGAUCUUCUCACUUGGCCAGCUCGCAGAACGCCCUACAAAGCGGGAUCUAUCACUGUUCAGCACACAUUCCUCUAAACCAAUAAUGCGACCGUCGUUUGAAGCUGAAGCCCAAAGACUGGCGCAAAUCCCUGAUGAAGAGGAUGAUGGCAUCGAGUCAGCACUCCUAAAACUGGAAGGGAAAUUCCAGAAGAGACCAAUCAAGCUCUCCAUCAUUGGACAAAGCCCAGACGUCAGCAGAACGGACGUCACGGAAGGCAAGGAACAAGAGGUAGCGGCCAAUGCGGAAGCUCAGGAGUUCAGCCCCUCUGGGGAGGAAAUUGCGGAACAGGAUAUCAAUGGUGUUGAGCCUUCGUCAAUAUAUCAGCUCACCGAUCAAACUGAGCCUCUUCAGAUUGUUCCGGAUGAUCAGCGACCCCGUAACGUACAGCACUCAGUCCGAGCCCUUGGCUCGUUUCUUUCCGAAGGUUCGCGGGAUUCAUACUGCUCCAUACCACUUUUAGAGAGGGAACUCGGCGACGAGAAUAGCAAGUUGUCUCCCCGGGCUUGGACUGACAGAUCUGUUCUACGGGGCUCCGAUGACGAAGAUUCGGUACUUGAAGUGGGCCAGAAUGCACAAGGCGUUGAUCCUGUGGAUGCUACCCAUUCGUCGUUUGAUCUGGUCGAAAAGACGCACAGCAUUGAGAGAAUAAAGCCGGGGCAGACGGUACCGUCCAUAGGAUCCGGGAUGGAAGACGAGUCCUUUUUGCGAGAUGACAGCACAGACGACACCGAUCUGUCUUCUGAGAUUUCCGACGACGAGAUGAUGGGCAAUUCAGCAGGCGAGGGACAAGAUAAUCAUCCCUCAGACUACGGUCUUUCAGCUCAUCCUCUGGCAGACGAGCCUACCACGAGACCUGGGACAGCUUCAGCGCAAAUCACAUUGGCACAGGCUUUAGCAAUGGCCCCAGAGGGCUUUGUUGCUUCAGCCCAUUCCAGCAAUCAUAAGAAGCCGUUACCCCCAACUCCUGAGCUGACACCAAUCGUCGGUUGCACAGAGAGCUUGCGAUCAAUCGACGAGAUGUCUCAAAGUCACAGCGCCGCCAAAAUUGCAACUGUAACAAACACGAAAUUUUCCGUCCAUUUGCCCUUCAUUCUGGCCUUUGACUCCGACACCUUGGCACAGCAGUUUACUUUGAUAGAGAAAGACGCUCUAAAUGAAAUUGACUGGAAAGAACUGAUUGAAAUGAACUGGAAGAAUUCUGCUAGCAGCAAUUCUCGGUCAUGGGUUGAUUUCCUGCAAAACACAGAUGCCCAAGGUGUGGAGGUUGUUAUUGCUCGGUUCAACAUCAUGGUGAAAUGGGCCAUCUCAGAAAUUGUUCUCACGCAGCACGUCGAGGAGAGAGCUCGAUGCAUUAUCAAGCUGAUUCACAUUGCGGCCCAUUGCCGACGAUAUCGCAAUUUUGCCACUCUUGCUCAGCUCACGAUUGCAUUGUCGAGCAACGAAGUGGCUCGUUUGUACAAGACAUGGGAUCUUGUGCCAGGAGGUGAUUUGAAAAUUUUAAGUGACCUUGAGCUCCUGGUUACGCCUAGCAGGAAUUUCCACAACAUUCGAGAAGAGAUGGAACUAGGCACAGAUUCUGGGUGUAUCCCCUUUGUGGGCAUUUACACACACGACUUGCUUUACAACGCGCAGAAACCAUCCGAAAUUGCAAGCUCUCCAACAACCGCACCUCUGGUCAACUUUGAACGGUGUCGCAUUGGAGCAGCCGUUGUGAAAACGCUUCUACGCCUCUUGGAAGCAAGUACACGGUACUCUUUUCAACCCAUUGAGGGCGUGACGGAGCGCUGCCUUUGGAUUGGCGCACUUAACGAUGACGAUAUUCGAAAGCAUUCCCAAAGCCUCGAGUAA